CGGCAACAUUCGUCUUCUACCUUCACCGCCACCAUGAACAUCAUCGAGACGCUCUUUGGUCGUACUGUCACACCUGCUGAACGACUGCGCCAGCAUCAGCGCGCUCUCGCCAAAGCACAGCGCGAGCUCGACCGAGAGCGCACCAAGCUGGAGCAAAGCGAGAAGAAACUGAUUAUGGAUAUCAAGAAGAGCGCAAAGGCGGGGCAAAUGAAUGCUUGCAAAGUGAUGGCCAAGGACCUCGUUAGGACCCGUCGGUAUACUCACAAAUUCUACCAAAUGCGCACUCAGCUCCAGGCCGUCAGCCUCCGAAUACAGACGCUGCGAAGCAAUGAACAGAUGGCAAGCGCGAUGAGGGGUGCCACUCGCGCAAUGGCUUCCAUGAAUCGUGGCCUUAAUCUACCAGCUAUCCAGCGAAUCAUGAAUGAGUUCGAGAAGGAGAGUUCAAUGAUGGACAUGAAGGAGGAGAUGAUGUCCGAUGCGGUCGACGACGUGAUGGAUGACGAGGCCGAAGAUGAAGAAGAGGAGGGCGACAAGAUCCUGAAAGAAGUAUUGGACGAGAUCGGUGUCAAUCUGUCGCAGCAGCUCACUGACGCUCCCACCGGUAUCGCUGUAUCAACUCCCAUUGCGAAUAAGCAGCCAGUGGCAUUGGGAGAAUCUGGCGUAGCGCCAACACGAAACAACGACAGCAGCAAUACCGGUGGUGAUGUCUCUGGCGGUGGAGUGUCUGAUGAGGAUGCCCUACAAGCACGCCUAGAUGCUUUGCGACGAGGCUAGGUACCAGACGUAAACUAUUGAUCCCAUUCUGUAUAUUAUUGGCCUGCCCAUAUGGGUGUAUACUGUAGUAGUAGUAGUACGAAAUCCUAUACCUUCAGAGAAACAAUGGCACGAGCUUCUUGCGCAGUUAGUUUCCAAGAUAUACCAGACCCAUUGUAGAAUUCGUCCACAUCUUCUU
Guyanagaster necrorhizus is the source of this 952-nucleotide messenger RNA. RefSeq names its product Snf7-domain-containing protein. Gene Ontology annotation, biological process: vacuolar transport. Bases 34 to 774 code for a protein of 246 amino acids. NCBI's taxonomy places the organism in Eukaryota, Fungi, Basidiomycota, Agaricomycetes, Agaricales, Physalacriaceae. The record is from RefSeq and is a predicted model, not a curated record. The transcript has 5 exons.